Rhagoletis zephyria (snowberry fruit fly) is the source of this 1542-nucleotide messenger RNA. Its product is annotated as putative nuclease HARBI1. NCBI's taxonomy places the organism in Eukaryota, Metazoa, Arthropoda, Insecta, Diptera, Tephritidae. The record is from RefSeq and is a predicted model, not a curated record.
UUCAGAUUAUAAACGUUUUUCACAUAUGUAUGUUUUAAAAUUUAAAGCUUUUAAAAAGUACGGUAGAAUGCAACAAUGUGCUUGAAUUUGUUUGCAUCUUCGUCAGCUUAUUCGUUUGCAGGCUAGAAAAAUGGCGAACAGCCAUCAAAAUACUGGGCCCGAAUCGCGGUAGUCGUGAACGAGCGACCAUUCGAGUCGAGCAAAAUUUCGUGACGUGUAGAAUGACCGGAUCGCCGCAGUCGAAACCUAACGAAUCGAAAUUAUUUAGUUCCAAACUUGCCUUCCACUUGUGGAUGACGAAAAAGAAAUGUCAACACAAAGCAAAAGAAUCAAAACGAAAUUACAUUUAUCUGUGAUGCGUUAUAUUUAAAGAAAACUUUACUAAAAAAUUAUAUUUGCAUCAAUAAGGAUGGAUCCCGUAGUAUUUUUUUAUUUAACUUCUUCGGAGUUAGAAGAUGAAAGCAACUGCGCAGCCGCAAGGAGACAGAUGCGUGAAAGAAGCAAUCCUAUGGCUUUGUCGGCAGAAGCUUUCAAAAAACGGUUCAGACUAAACAAAAGCGGGUUCGAGUAUGUGCUUUCACGUCUGCAAUUUAAAGGACAUUUGUCAACAUCGGUCCCACCAGUGCUACAAUUAGCGGCAACUUUAUCGCUUUUGGCCAGUGGAGGUUUCCAAAAUGCAGUUGGCAACGAUUACUUGAUUGGAUUAGGCCAAAGCUCAGUUUGCGAACUAGUGUGGAAUGUGGUCAAUGAAUUGGAAACAAAGCUGUGCCCCCAUUUUAUAAAAUUUUCCCCUGAACGCUUUUCUCAGUGCGCGGAAUCAUUUGUACAAAAAUACAAAAUUCCCGGAGUUAUUGGAUGCAUUGACGGAACACAUUUUGGGCUACAAAAACCAACUCACAACGAGCACAUGUUUUUCAACCGUAAUGGAUAUCACAGCAUCAAUUCUAUGAUAAUUUGUGACCAUGAAUACAGGAUAUUGGCCAUUGAUUCAAAAUAUGGUGGAGCCGCUCAUGACUCUUUUGUGUGGAAGCAUUCAGCACAAAGGCAAUUUUUGGAAGAGCAAUAUAAUCUUAACAAUUUGAAGAACGCUUGGCUUUUAGGAGAUUCGGGAUAUCUUUUAGAGCCAUGGUGUUUAACGCCUUACAGAAAUCCUGAAGAAGAUUCAAAUCGAGCGCGAUUCAAUGAGGUUCAUGCAAAAGCUAGGUGUAUUGUUGAAAGAACAAUAGGAAUUCUUAAAGGUCGCUUGAAAAUCCUCAGCAAUGGCAAGAGAAGUCGUUAUAGGCCAGAAAAAAUAGCGAAGUUCGGCAGUGUGUGUGCAGCGUUGCAUAACGUAUGCAUACAAUUUAAAGAUCCGUCAUAUUGCAGAUAUAACGUAUGCGAAAAUAUUGAAACAGAAGUGGAUAUUGGAAACGAAACUCAUUUAACGAAAAUCUACCAAAAAAUAAGAGAUCAAAUAAUGCUCUCGUUAUCGAAUACUAUUUAGUUAUAACACUAUACACAAGAAUUCAUUCACCACUUUAUUUAUUUCUAAAGAAAGGAAAA